This is a messenger RNA of Propithecus coquereli (Coquerel's sifaka), 778 nucleotides long. RefSeq names its product SIVA1, apoptosis-inducing factor (gene SIVA1). The transcript has 4 exons. Gene Ontology annotation, molecular function: CD27 receptor binding. The record is from RefSeq and is a predicted model, not a curated record. NCBI's taxonomy places the organism in Eukaryota, Metazoa, Chordata, Mammalia, Primates, Indriidae. The coding region runs from base 74 to 601 and encodes 175 amino acids. Gene Ontology annotation, biological process: extrinsic apoptotic signaling pathway.
GCUGCUGUGACGUCAUGGGGUCAGUGGUCAGGCGCGCGCGGCAGCGGAGCUGCGUCGCUCGGGCCCCGCGGCCAUGCCCAAGCGGGGCUGUCCCUUCGCGGCCGCGGCCCCGCUGCAGCUCAAGGUCCGUGUGGGCCAGAAGGAGUUGAGCCGCGGCGUGUGCGGCGAGCGCUACUCACGGGAGAUCUUCGAGAAGACCAGGCAACUUCUUUUCCUCGGGGCCCAGGCGUACAUGGACCACAUGUGGGAUGAAGGCUGUGCUGUCGUUCACCUGCCAGAGUCCCCGAAGCCUGGCCCCUUGGUGGCCCCGAGGGCAGCACGUGGGCAGAUGCUGAUUGGACCUGACGGCCGCCUGACCAGGAGCCUCGGGCAGGCCUCCGAAGCCGACCCAUCUGGGGCAGCGUCCGUCGCCUGCUCGUCGUGCGUGAGGGCCGUGGACGGGAAGGCGGUCUGCGGCCAGUGCGAGCGAGCCCUGUGCAGACGGUGCGUGCGCGCCUGCUGGGGCUGCGGCGCCGUGGCCUGCGCCCUGUGCGGCCUCGUGGACUGCAGUGACAUUUAUGAGAAAGCACUGUGCACCAGCUGCGCCAUGUUUGAAGCCUGAGGGCAGCUCAGGUCAGCUGCCUUCCCCGAGGGCCGCGCCGGCGGGCAGCAGCCUUCCCUGGACAGCCAGCAGCGGUGCUCACGCCGAACUCGGGGCGAGCGGGAGCGGCGCCUUUUACAUGUUGUAUUUUGUACUCCUGAUGCAGAAGUGAAUAAACCCCUUUAUAUUUGCACUAGA